Messenger RNA from Melopsittacus undulatus (budgerigar), 3248 nucleotides. It is a transcript of the gene RNF40, whose product is annotated as ring finger protein 40. Bases 144 to 3194 code for a protein of 1016 amino acids. Gene Ontology annotation, molecular function: metal ion binding; ubiquitin protein ligase activity. The record is from RefSeq and is a predicted model, not a curated record. Gene Ontology annotation, cellular component: HULC complex; nucleus. The transcript has 21 exons. NCBI's taxonomy places the organism in Eukaryota, Metazoa, Chordata, Aves, Psittaciformes, Psittaculidae.
CGCUGAGGGCGGCGGACGCAGGGGAGGGGGCUCCGCCUCACGGAGGCCUCCAUAGGCCCCUAUAGGCCCCAUAGAGACCCAUAGCGCCCCAUAGAGGCCCCAUAGAGCCCCAUAGAACCCUAUAGAGCCCCUAUAGAGGCCCCAUGUCGGGGCCGGGGGUGAAGCGCGGAGCCCCCGAGCCCGGGGGGGGCCCCCCGGAGAAGAAGCCCCCCCGGGAGGAGCAGGCCCCGACCACCCUCAUUGAGCCCCUGCGGCUGGGGGGGAUCUCGUCCACUGAGGAGAUGGACCUCAAGGUGCUCCAGUUCCGCAACAAGCGCCUGGCCGAGCGCCUGGAGCAGCGUCAGGUGUGUGAGGAUGAGCUCCGGGAGCGCAUCGAGCGCCUGGAGGAGCGACAGGCCACCGACGACAGCACCUUGAGGCUGGUCAACCGCUCCUGGGGGCAGCUCGAGGCUGAGGUCCAGGCUCUGCUCCGACGCUGUGAGGGGGUGGGGGGGGCUCCGGCCCCGCCCCCUGACCCCCCCGAGCCCCGCCCAGAGGGACCUGACCCCCCCCCGGCCCCCCCCGGAGAGGGGGAGGGGCCUGAAAGGAGGGAUCCAUGGCCAGGCCCCUGCUCCACCCCCCCCUCUGUUCCCAUUGGAACCAGCCCCGGAGCCGCCUCCUUCCUAUUGGCCCUGAGCCGGCAGGGGGCGGGGCCUGGAGCCGGAGGGGCGGGGCCUGGGGCCGGAGGGGAGGGGCUUCGGCCGGCGCUGACCUUUGCCCCCCAGGCGGUGGCGCGCCUGGUGCACGCGCUGGCGCGGGCUCAGGAGAGAGCGCGAGCUGCCGGAGCCAGGCUGGUGGGGUGUGCGGAGCUGCCCGAGCCAGGCCGGGCUCUGCUGCGGGAGCUGCUCCGGGAGCACCGGAGGCUGCAGGACCUGACCCUGCAGCUGCAGGAGAAGCAUCACCGCGAGUCCCUGGAGCUGGCAGAGCUUCAGGACAAGGCCACGACAGCCGAGACGAAGGUUCUGGAGAUGGGGACCACACUGGAGGGGCUGCAAUGGGACAGUGCUAAACUGCGCAAGAGGGAGGGCCGCCUGGACCGGCGCCUGGCCGAGGCCCUGGAGCAGCUGACCUCUGGCUCCUAUGGCUCCGCCAGCUCCGGAGGCUUCCAAGGGGGACAGAUCACCCUCAGCAUGCAAAAGUUCGAGAUGCUGAACCAGGAGCUGGAGGGGAACCAGGAACUGGCCAACAGCCGAAUGGCUGAGCUGGAGAAGCUACAGCUGGAGCUGCAACAGGCGGUCAGGGGGCACGAGCGCCUCAAGGUGGCGCUGCGCUCCCUGCCCGAGGAGGCCGUCAAGGCCACCCUGGAGUACAAGGUCCUGCAGUCCCAGUUCUCGCUGCUCUACCACGAGAGCCUCCAGGUGAAGACUCAGCUGGAUGAGGCCAGAGCCCUAUUGCUGAGCACCAAGAACAGCCACCUGAGGCACAUCGAGCACAUGGAGAGCGACGAGCUGGGGGUCCAGAAGCGCCUGCGCACGGAGGUCAUCCAGCUGGAGGACACCUUGGCCCAGGUGCGCAAGGAGUAUGAGAUGCUGAGGAUUGAGUUCGAGCAGAACCUGGCGGCCAAUGAGCAGGCAGGCCCCAUCAACAGGGAGAUGCGUCACCUCAUCAGCAGCCUCCAGAACCACAACCAUCAGCUCAAGGGGGACGUCCAGCGCUACAAGCGGAAGCUGCGGGAGGUGCAGGCCGAGAUCAACAAGCUCCGCCUCCAGGCCUCCGGCGCCCCUCCCCCUUCCCCCAUCGUCGACGAAGCCCCCACCCCCUCCUCCGCCCCUCCCCCUCCCCCCACCUCCGGCCCCGCCCCCCCUCCCACUGGCCCCGCCCCUUUAAAAGAGGAGGACGUGGGCGUGGCCCCACCUGGCCCCGCCCCCUCCGACCCCAAGCGGGAGGACGUGGCCCCGCCCCCUCGCCGGGAGGAGGAGGAGCCUCCGGCCCCAAGCCCCGCCCCCUCGGCCACCCCUCCCCCUCCCCGCUCCAAGGAGCCCCCCCUGCCUGGAGCAUCACGGGAGAGGGGGAGGGGCAAGGGGGGGGGAGGGGGGGGAGGGGGAGGAGCCAACCCAGCCCCUCCCCCACCCGAGGAGGCCAAGAAGAAGGAUUCGGAGCUGCUCAAACAGCUGCGGGGGGAGCUCAAGAAGGCUCAGGAGAGCCAGAAGGAGAUGAAGCUGCUCUUGGACAUGUACAAGUCGGCACCAAAGGAGCAGAGGGACAAGGUGCAGCUGAUGGCGGCUGAGAGGAAGAGCAAGGCUGAGGCGGAGGAGCUCCGCUGCCGCGCGCGGGAGCUGGAGGAGCGCGAGCGCCGCGAGAGCAAGAAGCUGGCGGAUGAGGAGGCCUUGAGGAGGCUGCGGGCGGGGGAGGAGCACAUCGAGGCCCUGCAGCGCCGCCUGGCGGCCACCAAGCAGGAGGAGGAGGCCCUGCUGUCCGAGAUGGACGUGACCGGCCAGGCCUUUGAGGACAUGCAGGAGCAGAACCUGCGGCUGCUGCAGCAGCUGCGUGAGAAGGAUGAUGCCAACUUCAAGCUCAUGUCCGAGCGCAUCAAAGCCAAUCAGAUCCACAAGCUGCUGCGAGAGGAGAAGGACGAGCUGGCAGAGCAGGUGCUGGCGCUCAAGGCACAGGUGGACGCGCAGCUGCUGCUGGUGCAGAAGCUGGAGGAGAAGGAGCGAGGGCUGCAGAGCAGCCUGGGGGCAGUGGAGAAGGAGCUGGCGCUGAGGAGCCAGGCACUGGAGCUGCACAAGAGGAAGGCAGUGGAAGCCGCUCAGCUGGCCGAGGACCUGCGGGCACAGGGGGAACAUGUCCAGGCCAGACUGAGGGAGCUGCAGAGCUGUGCAGCUGAGAACAGGGCAGCCAAGGACAAGGAGUCCCUGAGCCUCAAGAGGGCACAGGAGGAGCUCUCUCGCCUGCGCCGGAAGCUGGAGAAGCAGCGCAAGGUUGAGGUUUAUGCUGAUGCCGACCAAAUCCUGCAGGAGGAGAUCAAGGAAUAUCGGGCCCGCCUGACCUGCCCCUGCUGCAACGCCCGCAAGAAGGAUGCUGUGCUCACCAAGUGCUUCCAUGUCUUCUGCUUCGAGUGCGUCCGGAGCCGCUACGAGACCAGGCAGAGGAAGUGUCCCAAGUGCAACGCGGCCUUUGGGGCCCAUGACUUCCAUAGGGUCUACAUCAGCUGAGCUCCAUAGAGACACAUAGAGACACAUAGAUACCCUAUAGGGACCCAUAGAGAC